Telopea speciosissima is the source of this 1317-nucleotide messenger RNA. Its product is annotated as agmatine coumaroyltransferase-2-like. Gene Ontology annotation, molecular function: acyltransferase activity, transferring groups other than amino-acyl groups. The record is from RefSeq and is a predicted model, not a curated record. The transcript has a single exon. NCBI's taxonomy places the organism in Eukaryota, Viridiplantae, Streptophyta, Magnoliopsida, Proteales, Proteaceae. Bases 1 to 1317 code for a protein of 438 amino acids.
AUGAAGAUUGUGAGGGAGCGCUCAAGGAUUGUAAAGCCAAUUUAUGAAGGUGAUCAUCCUCCAACCUUUGGCCACAUUCCUCUAACCGUAUUUGACAGGGCCUCAUGCGACACUCAUAUGGCCAUCAUCUACGGCUAUAGGCCACCCACGCCGCCUAAUGCGGCGAUCGAGCAAGGCCUUCGUAAGGUUUUAUCGGAGUAUAGGGAGUGGGCGGGCAGGUUGGGCACCGAUGAGAAGGGUAACCUCAUCAUUCUACUCAACGACGAAGGCAUCAAGUUUGUUGAAGCCUCAAUUGAUUGCACCCUUGAUCAGGUCAUGCCCUUCAAGCCAUCACCCAUGUUACUAAACCUUCACCCUAGCCUUAAGGGUAUGGAAGAGCUUCUACAAGUCCAACUCACUCGCUUUACUUGUGGUUCCUUAGUGAUUGGAUUCACAGCACACCAUCUAGUCGCAGAUGGUCACUCAACAAGCAACUUCUUGGUUGCAUGGAGCCAAGUAUGUCGAGGCAUUGAUGUGAACCCACGUCCCUCGCACGAUCGCUCCAUUUUCAUCCCUCGAGAGCCGCCAAUCUUCGAAUUCAAACAUGGAGGAGUGGAGUUUAGAAGCAAGAAUAAGCUCAGCAAAGUAUUUCCUCUCUUUGAACCAUUUCAAGUACUAGAUGAAGAAAUAGUGGUGCACAAGGUUCAUUUCACAUUGGAAUUCCUAGCCAACCUCAAGGCUAAGGCUUCUAUGGGCCAUGGCACUAACAAGCUCUUUAGCACAUUUGAGAGCUUGAUGGCCCACCUUUGGAGAACUGUCACAAGGGCUCGUGGGCUUAAUGGAUUUGAGAUGACCCAAGUUAGGAUCUCAGUGAAUGGGCGACCAAGGCUGGGCCCAUGUGUGCCCAAUGAGUAUUUUGGAAAUUUAGUGCUAUGGGCCUUCCCUAGUGCCAAGGUAGAGGACCUCUUGCAUGAACCACUGCCCUUUGCAACCAAACUCAUACAUGAUGCCAUAGCCAAGGUGAAUGAUAACUACUUCAAAUCAUUCAUUGAUUUUGCAAGCUACAAGGUGGAUGAAGAAGGGCUCAUGCCCACCGCCGAUAUAAACAUAUCGGCAUUGUGUCCGAAUUUGGAGGUUGAUAGCUGGUUGCGGUUUCCGUUCUACGACCUCGACUUGGGUGGGGGAAGUCCUUUCAUUUUCAUGCCAUCUUAUUUCCCAACAGAAGGGAUGAUGUUUUUAAUUCCUUCCUUUAAAAGGGAUGGAAGCAUUGAUGUGUUUAUACCCUUGUUUCAACAAAGCUUAGUUGUCUUCAAACAGAUCUGUUACAGUCUAGACUAG